Molecule: messenger RNA, 1242 nt
Organism: Aureobasidium subglaciale EXF-2481
Lineage: Eukaryota; Fungi; Ascomycota; Dothideomycetes; Dothideales; Saccotheciaceae
Exons: 2
Coding region: 1-1242 (413 amino acids)
Source: RefSeq, a predicted model, not a curated record
AUGCUAAGCGGCCAGACUCAGCGCAGAUACGGCAUACAUGAGAGGAAGCUUGAGCCUGAGAACAUCAAAGACAUUAAAAACAUGCUGGAUCGAUCGUCUGCCGGCACAAAGAUCAAAAACUACAAAGUGAUCUCUGGCCUCAUGUUCUUUGAGGUCCGCCAUCGCAGAUGGCACAAAGGACUGCACCAGGUCGCAGAUGUUCGGCGUUAUCUGGUCCUCGGGCAAGACAACAAUGAAGAAGGCUACCUUGCUGCAAUGUAUCUCACGGACUUGGCACACAGCGCUAUCACUACCCACGGGACGACGCUUAAGGACACCAGAGGUGGAUUCCCUGAAGUCGAUUUCUGCUCGCUGUUACAAUUGAAAGGAUUGACCAAACGUGGCAAUCCAAGCAAAAGCUAUGACGCUCAUUUGAGAACUCGUAAAAAGUUUUGCAAAGCGGUCCUUGGACAGCUCAAAGACUCAUUAACUUGGAAAAGUCAAGAUUGGAAGGCGGUCUUAGAUGAGAUCAACAGCUGCAAGCAUUUGCUACGUGAUAACGACGACAACGAGAAACAUGAAUCCGAGGCCGAUGAUCCUGAUCCUGCCCAUGGUCGCAAUGACGAUGACAAUCCUGAUUCUGACGAUGACUCUGAGGACAAGUUCUACUCAUACCGCAGGCCCAAGUCUGAGCAUGAACUAGACUCUGAUGGUGACCUUGAUUUGGAUGUUGAAGAAGAUCGCCCUGAUUCGGACGAUGAAGGCAAUCUUCCUGACUUGGACGAUGAAAGGAAUCGUCCUGACUCGGACGAUAAAGACGAUCAUCAUCCGAGCUCUCGCGAAGAUCGUUUCGAUGACAGCGACCAUCCUGGCUCAAGCAACGGGGGCGAUGAGGACGACGGCGAACUUCCGAAAUUCGGCGGUUCUCGAAAUCUUGACAAUGACAUGGACAUCGACGAGAUUCUGUUCGAAGUCCGCAACAAUCUCUCACCAAGUCCAUCAGUUCGGAGCCGAUCGCAAAAUCGAUCACUGGGAUACAUUCUAGUUGACGACGAUAUCGACGUGGAUGUUGGUCUUUCAGCGGCACAUCAGUCGCCAGCUGGACCCAAAAUCGAGACGAUGUCUCCUGAACCUCAAAUAAUCACCCAUCGUACACGACUCGGUCGCGAGCCAAUUCCCUUCGACACAACACAAGAUGACUCGACCAGCUACAUCGACUUGACAGAAGACCCAAUCAUCGAAGUCAUUGAGAUUGAGGACUGA